Micropterus dolomieu (smallmouth bass) is the source of this 1958-nucleotide messenger RNA. RefSeq names its product annexin A13 (gene anxa13). Lineage: Eukaryota; Metazoa; Chordata; Actinopteri; Centrarchiformes; Centrarchidae. The transcript has 7 exons. The record is from RefSeq and is a predicted model, not a curated record. Gene Ontology annotation, molecular function: calcium-dependent phospholipid binding; calcium ion binding. The coding region runs from base 16 to 627 and encodes 203 amino acids. Gene Ontology annotation, cellular component: cytoplasm.
CACAAGUUUAAAAAAAUGUUUGUGGUCCCUCCCCUUCCGCUACGUAGCCAAGAUGGAGACUGUGAGGUGCAUGAACGUGAUCUUGAAGCAGACAUUGAGGGAGAUACAAGCGGGGAUGUAAGAAACCUGCUCAUGGCUCUUUUGCAGGGCAACAGAGAUGAGAGUUACGAGGUGGAUGAGGAUCUGGCUGAACAAGAUGCUACCGCUCUGUUUGAGGCCGGUGAGGGUUGUUUUGGCACAGAUGAGUCCACUUUCACCCACAUCCUGGCCACCAGAAAUUACCUGCAGCUCCAGGCCACCUUCAAGAUAUAUGAGCAGCUCUCUGGGACUGAAAUCCUAGAUGCCAUCGAGAAUGAGACUUCUGGGACGCUAAAAAAAUGCUACAUUGCUCUUGUGAGAGUUGCGAAGAACCCUCAGCUCUACUUUGCCCGACGUCUGAACAAAGCCAUGAAGGGAGCGGGCACCGACGAGGACACCCUCAUUCGCAUCAUUGUGUGUCGCUCCGAGUACGAUCUGGAGACCAUCAAGGACAUGUAUCUGGAGAAGUACGACGUGCCUCUGAAGGACGCCCUGAAGGACGAGUGCAGCGGCGACUUUAAACGCCUCCUCGUGGCCAUCUGCCACUAAACAUCGGAGGGUUUCAGCAGAGCGGACGUGGGCGAAAGAGGCACGGACAGCAGAGUAUGUUUAUACUGAGGGCGCUGCUGUUUUCUGUCUAACAAACUAAUACUACUCCGUGUAACAUUAUGUCGGGAGCAGGAGGGUGAUAAAAGAAUUAACCUGGCAUGUCUUGUCCAAGUUACUGUGAAUUUGAAUGCCUCUCCUUUUUAACUUAUUCCACAGACAUUAGUUACAAAAUCCCCGUUGAACUGGAUUUGCUCAUCUGUCUGUGAAACUACCGUUUCGGUCAAUUACUGCCCAUUUCUUAGUCGAUUUUAUGCGCCAGUUCUUAAAUUCUUUACCAGCAUUUAUACAGUGGUGAAGCAAGUUUUAGUCACUGUAAACAAGCACCAAGAUUUAUACAUUUCCAACGCUCACAGGAGCCAACUGAUGUCACACUGAUUCAUUUACACUGAGUGUGAUUUGAUCAGGUGGUUUGAGGCUCGAUAGGAUAAUCUCAUUGUAAACAUGAGACAUUUUCGUACACUGGGAAAGCUAUGGCCUCAGUAUGCCUUUCUGCUGCUGCAUUUACUGAUAUAUUGAGACAAUACAUGUUACAUCAUUAUCUUUAUAUACUGUUUAAUCAAAUAAUUCAUGUUUGAUUUUAUUUUUUCCAGGGCUAUCUUUCACCCUCCAUGCCCCCAAACACAGUGACUGUUGUACUUCACUGCUGUUAAAACUAAUGCAAUCACUCCAUAUGGCUUGAAGUUUGUGCUUAUAAGUGAAGAAAUGUGCAAGUUUGUGAUGAAUGAAAAUUAGUUUGUGUCAUGAAGGAAAUGCAAAGUUAUGUGAAAUGGCAUUUUAUACAUGUUCCUGAUUCGCUGAAGAGAAUAUAUAUUUGAUCAGCUGCUUAUUGAGAAGAAACUAUAUAUUGAUUUACAGUAUGUUGCAUUUUUCUUCUUCACUACAACUAGAAAAACGUGACAAAUCCAAAUACACCUCACCUUGUUAUACCUUUUUUUUUUUUUUGUAUUUCACGACUAACACAGUAGAGUGUUUAAUAGAUAACAUUAUUUAGUUUACUGUUUUAGGUAGGCCAGAGGGUAUAUGAGAAGAAACAUUUAACAUCUGGACAGUUUGAUGUCUCUAACAGUGUGUCUCCACAUGGCAGCUGAGAUUUGUUAAAAUUACCACUACUGUAAACAUUUUGCAACAAGCUGAGUAAAAACUCAACUGAACUGCAGUUACAUGAGAUAGUUACAACGUGAAGGACGUCUCUUGGGUUCGUGGGACAAGUGUUUGCCUCUCUAUAGCCAAAGAAUUUAUUCUAACUUCAAAUAAAGUUCCCUGUAACGUCA